GUAGACUAGUAGCACAAAAGAACACGUGGCUUCAUUCGAUAUCCGUGUCUGUAUCUACGAGUGUUGACAAAUUGUUCGUUACGGAUGAUGGUUGUGUUUAGGUAGUGACCGACAGAAACUGAGUCCUAAAUGGAGAUCGCAGUUGGCGCAGAGGACGGAAAUAUAGAGCACCAAUCCCAAGCGGAUGAUGAAAAAAAAACUAAAAAAAGUGAUAACGAAACGACAAUGGAUAUCGACGACAAAGACGUAGUUCAUCUGCCCCAAAAGAGGUUUUAUCGACAAAGGGCGCACUCUAAUCCGAUCGCUGAUCACUGUUUCAAUAACCCAUGUACGCCGGUUGAUAUGGACUGGACGAAGUACUACGACGGUUGCUUUGCUCCUGAAAAAUCGAAAGUCGAAUUUGUUGAUAUUGGCUGUGGAUACGGCGGCCUAUUAGUGGAGCUGUCGCGUAUGUUCCCAGACAAAUUUAUGGUUGGACUGGAAAUUCGUGUUAAGGUAUCCGACUAUGUAAUGGACCGUAUAAAGGCGCUGCGGAAAAUGUACCCAGGUUGCUAUGGCAAUAUAUGCUGCCUGCGCACGAACGCCAUGAAAUACCUGCCAAACUAUUUCCGAAAGGGACAACUGCAGAAGAUGUUUUUUUUGUUUCCCGAUCCCCACUUUAAGAGAACCAAACAUAAAUGGAGAAUCAUUUCUCAGCAACUGUUGGCUGAGUACGCGUACGUUUUAGCCGUCGAUGGUAGGCUCUACACAAUUACAGAUGUGCUCGACCUUCACGAGUGGAUGGUCACCCAUACAAGUGAGCAUCCGCUUUUCGAACGAAUGCACAAUGACGAACUGAAGGAAGAUCCAAUUGUGGAGAAGCUCUAUGAAAGCACGGAGGAGGGUAAAAAGGUUACACGGAAUGCUGGCAAAAAGUAUCUGGCGGUGUUUCGACGCAUUCGCUCCAAUCUUCAAGAUCCAUUUGCUCAUUACAGAACUGGCUCUGUACAUAAACACCAUUCCGAUAUACUCCAUUAAAUGUUCACCACCAAACUGUGCGUAGUCUUAUGGUUUCCUAUAUGUGGAACAUUUUGUCGUUCACGUCUUAUAUAUAUAUAUAUAUAGCUUGCGACAGAUCUCACAGAAGAAACCGAAUUAUGAGUAUGUUAGUUAUAGGAAACGCUUACGUUUAAUUACGUUAAUUGUAAAAACGUUGCUUUGCCACAGAGAGGCAGGCGAAUUUCGUGACUGAUAAUAAUAAUAAUCUGGACAGAUGGUGUAGAUAUGUACGCUGGAAGUUAUGUAUCUUAAUAUACAUGUGUGUGUAUUGCUGCCAUCAUUACUUUGUGAAUUAAUAAAAGUUCCGAGAUUUGCGUCCUACUUUGCGUUGCACGUUUAUAGUAUUGCUUGGGACGAAGGAAACUUUGUUUUUACAGCCCUUUUCGUAUAGCGCAAUUAUGACUAAUAAGUGGAAUGGUCUAUUUUUCCAAAGAUAGAAAAAUCUCGCAACGAGCUCGCAAAGCUAGCAAUCGUUACCUAAACUAAAGAUACUUAGGCUAUUGGAGUAGUAAAAAUGUGUACGUUUUAUUACUUUGAUAUCAUUGUUGUUACGUUUGUUGCUGUCGUUGAUGGCAAAAAGUCAUGUACUUGUGUACUGUGAAUCACUGUGUGCUGUAAUAUACAUAUGUAUAGGCAACAAUUCACAUGAUUAGUUCAGGACAUUUUCUGUAUAAGCUAGAGAAGACGAAAUAAGCGAAAAAAAAAAA
Varroa destructor (honeybee mite) is the source of this 1745-nucleotide messenger RNA. RefSeq names its product tRNA (guanine-N(7)-)-methyltransferase. Gene Ontology annotation, molecular function: tRNA (guanine(46)-N7)-methyltransferase activity. Gene Ontology annotation, biological process: RNA (guanine-N7)-methylation; tRNA methylation. Gene Ontology annotation, cellular component: tRNA methyltransferase complex. Lineage: Eukaryota; Metazoa; Arthropoda; Arachnida; Mesostigmata; Varroidae. The record is from RefSeq and is a predicted model, not a curated record.